AUGCCAAGUAAAACCUUACGGUCAAAACGGUCCGGCAAAUCCGUGAAAGUGGUCGGUCCGAAAGAUACAAUCGGUGGUGUGCAAGCGGCGGUCACGGAAGAUCCCGAAGAGUCCAAUCCAGGUCGAACGUGUCAAGUGUGCCGUGGGGAAGAUACGGAUAGUGUGGUGAGGUGUGAUGAUUGCUUGAAAUGGCAUCAUUUUGAAUGUGUUGGUGUUACGCAGGAGAUCGAGAAUUACCCAUGGAGUUGUGCCAAAUGCGAAGCAGCAAAAGGAAUCCAGGAUACAAAUUCGACUGACAGCGUCCCUCUUCACAGAGAUGGUAAUUCUACAAAGCAAUUGUCCGAGCCGACUACAAAAACGUGUCUUUCAACGACUUCUCCAAAGCAGCAUCUUUUAUAUAACGUCAAAUCAGUUGACACCCUAUUACCAGUUCAAUCAUCCGGAACAGUUAAAUCGAGCUACCAGAGCAAGGAGAACCCAUUUGCAUCCGUAACAUCGUUACAAUGGGUGGUAUCCAAGAACAACCCCCCGGAGAAAAAUGCAUCGAAAGCUCCAUCAGUUGCAUCUAGUCGUUCAUCUCAAGCCUUGGCAAGAUUGCAGCUACAGAAACUGGAAGAUUUUCGAAAUAUCGAGCGACGUGAAGCAGAACAGCAACGAGUAAUUGCAGCGGAAGAAAUAAGAAAGGAAAAGGCAUUCUUGGAACAGAAGUAUCAAUUGCUAGAGAAAGCGAUGAAUGACAACAGUUCAGUUAGCAGUGUUUCGGAAGAUAAGGUAAAGAACUGGUUGGCAAUUCCAAGUGAGCAUGAGUACUCGUCAGAUCCGGAAGUUGAAGAACAAUUCAAUCCGGACAGGCAUUCUAGCAAGAUACAACAAAGAAGUCUACCGAACUCGCGGAUCGACAGCCACCACUCGUCGCUGUCAGAACCGAAUCCUCCGGAACCAUUUCCAGAACCGAGAUCAUUGUCAUCGUAUUCUAUUGACCGGGAGGAUGCAUCGAAUUUGACUUUCAAGCUAGAUCAUGGUUCGAUCCCAAAUGGUUUGACAUCGGUUCCGAUCAUAGGACCCCCACGCAAAGUUUCGAUUGCACGACACCCACGUUCGCAUGUAAAUUCGAAAGCUCUAUUACCAGUACCAGGCGUGAAUCCAACUCAGGAGAGUUUCUUCCCUCGAUCUUCUCAACCAUCACCAGCUUUUGUAACACAGACUGCCUUACCGAUACCAGAUCGUCAAUUUCCACGAUUCGAUCCAAACCAUGCUUACUCAGGUAAAAGGGAUCCACAAUCGAUGCCGCAAAGGAAUCAAUUGAAUUCAACCCCUCUGCAGUUCAGUGAUGUCUACGACCAUGAACAAGACGAACUUGAUCCAUUUUCAAUUUCCCGGAAGCAAUUAGUCGCUCGUCAAGCCAUAUCGAAAGACCUGCCACUGUUCUCUGGAAAUCCCGAAGAAUGGCCACUUUUUCUCUCCUCCUUUAACAGUACGACUGCCAUGUGUGGAUUUACUAACGAAGAAAACAUCGUUCGUCUGCAACGAAGUCUAAAAGGCUGUGCCUAUGAGGCGGUUAGAUGUAGACUAAUGCAUCCGUCCAAUGUCAACGGAAUUAUGUCUAUGCUAAAGAUGUUGUUCGGGCAACCGGAGGUGAUCGUGAAUUCGAUGAUGUCAAAGAUUAACUCCCUUCCUGCGUUGAAAGAGGACAAAUUGGAAACUCUUGUAGAUUUCGCCGUUAGCGUAGAGAACUUUUGUGCGACAGUGGAAGCGUGUGGGCUCGAAGAAUACUUUUACAAUGUAACGUUUCUUCACCAACUCGUCAGCAAGCUGCCGUCAUCAAUAAAGCUUAACUGGGCACAAUACAGACAGUCACUUCCGAUGGUUAAUCUACCAUCCUUCAGCAGUUGGUUGUACUCGCUGGCAGAAGCUGCUAGUGCUGUCACCUUUCCAAGCUUCGGUUCUGAACCCAAAUACGUUCGAAAUGAGUCACGUGCAACCAAGAAAGGGAAUCUGUACCUCAACACACAUUCCGAAGGACACUCUGUAGAAUAUCGCUCAGCAGUGCCAUCGAACGCGAAGAUGGUAUCCGAGAGCUGCCUGGUAUGCAAAGGGAGUUGCAAAUCAAUCGCUAAAUGCAAUCGCUUCUUAGAGUUCUCUCGUGAUUCGCGUUGGGCGACCGUUCGAGAUCUAGGGUUAUGUCGCAGAUGUCUACGCCAACACAAAGGAGUAUGUCAAGCCAAGUUAUGCGGAAGAAAUGGUUGCGAGCUCAAACACCACGAAACACUGCACAAGGACCAGAAGAGCGUCCCUUCAGAUGCUUCUGCUAGUAACAUGAACAAAACUCCGCCGACUCCGCAUCAUGUUUCACCGGAACAGAAACCUAGUUCAUCGGAGCAUGGAUGUCACAGUCAUCAAAUUACAUCUAGCCAGGUUCUAUUUCGCUACUUACCGAUCGUACUUCAUGGAAAGUAUGGUUCUAUUCAAACGUUCGCCUUCUUGGAUGACGGAUCGGAACUCACACUACUCGACAAUGAACUGGCAGAUGAAUUGCAACUCGAAGGAGAAAUAACGCCAUUGUGCUUACAUUGGACGGGCGGAGAAAAACGUAGUGAAGAUUGCUCAAGGAGCGUCGGGCUGGAAGUUUCAGCGAAACACAAUCGUUUAAAAAAGUACAGUCUACAAGGUGUACGUACCGUAAAGGGGCUACUUCUCCCGCCACAAACACUCAACGUAGACGAACUUGUUUCACUGUAUCCGCAUCUUAAGGGUCUGCCAAUCACUUCAUAUUAUAAAAUUCGACCAAGGAUCAUGAUUGGCAUAAAGGACCAACACCUGAGCUUGGUACAAAAGAGUCGUGAAGGUGCACUACACCAACCAAUAGCUGUUAAAACCCGUCUGGGGUGGACAGUCUGCGGAGGAGGUAACCAAGAAAACACCGCAAACAUGGUGCAUUCAGUUUUCCACGUGUCCGCCCGUGAAUCAUCGACAGACGAGGAGCUACACAAAGCGAUGAAGGAAUACUUUACAUUAGAAAGUUUGGGAGUUCCACAGCCAAAGAAGACUCUCCUCUCAAUGGAAGAAGAGCGAGCUAAGUUCCUGCUUGAAACCCGCACAGUUUUCAAGGGAGACCGAUACGAAACGGGUCUGCUGUGGCGCUACGAGAAUGCUCGUCUACCAGAUAUCUAUCCCAUGGCUCUGCGCCGGCUGCAAUACCUUAAAAGGCGAAUGGAGAAGAAUCCCCAACUCGCCGAAGCUCUCAAUCAGAAGAUUAUCGAUCUCGUUACAAAAGGAUAUGCCAGGAUACUCUCAGAUGUAGAGCUGAAAAAAUCUUUUCCUCGGGUAUGGUAUUUGCCUAUAUUCCCGGUCACAAAUAUAAACAAACCCGGAAAAAUUCGAAUGGUUUGGGAUGCGGCUGCAGCAUCAUACGGCGUCUCACUCAAUUCAUUCUUGUUGAAAGGUCCCGAUCAGCUUAGUGAUCUGUUCAACAUAUUGAUCCAAUUUCGUGAAGGAAGGAUCGCACUCACGGCAGACGUGCGUGAAAUGUUCCUGCAAGUACGCAUGCGAGACGACGACCAACAAUGCCAGCGUUUCCUUUGGUACCACGAGGUUGGGAAAAUCGUUGUGUACGUUCUUCAGGUGAUGACGUUUGGAGCUUGUUGCUCUCCUAGCAGUGCCCAGUUCAUAAAGAACCUGAACGCCGAGCGUUUUAGGGCAGAGUAUCCAGUUGCAGUUGAGGUGAUCCAGAAGCGCCACUACGUCAACGAUAUGCUAGUUAGUGUUUGCACAGAACAGGAGGCGAUUCAGCUCGCACAGCAAGUGAAACGAGUACAUGCUGAGGGAGGAUUCGAGAUCCGCAAUUGGAUUAGUAACUCUAAACAGGUCGUGCAUGCUUUAGAAGAGAAACAAACGGAAGAAAAGAACCUAGAUCUGUCACCAGAGCUAUCUACAGAAAAAGUGCUUGGUAUGUGGUGGUGUACUGAUUCGGAUACUUUUACCUACAAAGAUGGAUGGAGUCGCUACGGUCGAGCGCUGUUGGAAGGUGAACUUCGUCCAACAAAAAGACAAAUGCUACGCGUUCUCAUGUCCAUAUACGAUCCGCUUGGAUUGAUCGCCCAUUUUCUCAUGUACCUGAAAGUUCUGCUUCAAGAGGUCUGGCGCUCCGGAAUCGACUGGGAUGACCAAAUCGAUGAUGUACUUCUCAAGAAAUGGCACACGUGGCUACGAGUACUUCCACAAGUUGAACGAAUCAGCCUUCCUAGGUGCUAUCUGAGCCGAAUUCCUUCUAGAAAUGAUGAUGUCCAGCUCCACACCUUCGUAGACGCAGGAGAUAACGGAAUCGCAGCAGCCUGUUACUUACGUUUCCAAGGCAAAGACGGCGUUGUCGAAUGCAAAUUAGUCGCUGCAAAGACCAGGGUAGCACCAUUAAAAUAUCUUUCAACUCCUAAACUAGAGCUCCAGGCAGCGCUAGUUGGAGCUCGACUCGCUCGCUCAGUUUUCGAAACCCUUGCGCUCCGGAUCUCACGAAAAAUCUUCUGGUCAGAUUCACAGGAUGUGCUUUGUUGGAUCAAAUCAGAUCAUCGCCGUUAUUCGCAGUUUGUUUCAUUUCGAGUCAGCGAGAUCCUGGAAACAACAGAGAUGAGUGAAUGGAGAUACGUCCCUACGGACUUGAACGUAGCAGACGACGGAACAAAAUGGAAAGGUGUUCCCGAUCUGACAGCUCAAGCAAGAUGGUUCAACAGUCCCAAGUUUCUGUAUCUGACGGAAAAAUGUUGGCCGAAUAUUGUCAAAGGUCCGAAAAUUACGGACCUAGAACUACGCCCGAGUGUGCUGACACACUUCGUCGGAACAGUGCCAGUGGUACAAGUUAAAGACUUCUCUACCUGGAACCGAUUAGUCAAGGUUGUCGCUCUAGUUCACCGGUUUGCAAACAACUGCAAACUAAAGAUGCAGAAAAAGUCAAUCGCAACUGGACCCCUUUCCAAUACCGAAAUAUUGUUCGCUUCAUCUUUUGUAAUUUGCCAAGCGCAGCAGGAAUCCUUUCCUGAUGAAAUAGCUCUGCUUAGAGAAACGCGGCUGAAACCGGACCAGUUUUCAAUGCCGAUUCCUAAAACAAGUCCUAUUCACCAAAAAUCACCGUGGUUGGACCAGCACGCGAUACUGAGGAUGCGUGGCCGCAUUGCCGCCUGUGAAUAUGCAACCGAAGACGCAAAACACCCAAUUAUACUUCCCCGUGACCACCAUACCACCAGAUUGAUUAUUGCACAUUACCACCAAAAGUACCACCACCAAAAUCACGAGACCGUUAUCAACGAAGUUCGCCAGAAAUAUAGUGUUCCUAGGCUUCGAAUGACCUAUGCCAGAGUGAGGAAAGACUGUCAGCGCUGUAAGAACGAUCGAACAGCUCCACGAGUGCCAAUCAUGGCUGACCUGCCACCAGCACGGCUGAAUGCCUUCACACGCCCCUUCACGCAUGUUGGCGUCGACUUUUUCGGCCCGUACGAGAUCGUUGUCGGGCGAAGAGUGGAGAAGCGUUGGGGGAUGCUCGCCACUUGCCUUACAAUCCGUGCGAUUCACAUCGAAGUUGUGAGCUCUCUCAAUACAGAUUCGUGCAUUAUGGCACUGCGGAAUUUCAUCUCACGCAGGGGUCAACCUAGAACCUUCUACAGUGAUCGUGGUACCAACUUCAUUGGUGCAAGGCGUAUAGUCAAGGAAGCAGAGCAGGAUGUUGACGAAUGUGAACUGAUGAAGGAAUUCACGGAUGCGGAAACUAGUUGGGUAUUCUUGCCGCCCUCUUCACCACACAUGGGCGGGAGCUGGGAGCGCUUGAUCGGCAGUGUCAAGAAAAAUUUGAUGAUGACCCUUCAGAAUCGGAAGUUAACGGACGAGGUACUUCGGAACCUGUUGGCAGAAGUCGAAAGCACAAUCAAUUCUCGACCUUUGACACAUGUUCCCAUAGACGAUGAUUCAGCGCCCGCCCUAACCCCCAACCACUUUUUGCUUGGUUCGUCCAACGGAGUAAAACCUCUUUGCACCAUAGACGAUACCGGGACCGUACUCCGCCAAAGCUGGCUGUUAUCCCAGGUUCAAGCCAACAGAUUUUGGAAUCGGUGGAUUACCGACUAUCUACCAGAGAUAACCCGCCGCACCAAGUGGUUCAUUCAGACGAAACCGAUCGAGAUUGACGAUGUGAUAGUUAUCGUGGACCCGAAGUCACCAAGGAAUUGUUGGCCGAAAGGUAGAGUAAUUAACGUUCAGCCGGGAAGAGAUGGUCAACCCAGAUCAGCAACAGUGAGGACCCCAACCGGCAUUUAUGAGCGUCCGGUGGCCAAGUUGGCCGUGCUAGACGUACGGCGCGGAGACGUGUAA
This is a messenger RNA of Topomyia yanbarensis, 6351 nucleotides long. RefSeq lists its product as uncharacterized. The transcript has a single exon. Gene Ontology annotation, molecular function: nucleic acid binding. NCBI's taxonomy places the organism in Eukaryota, Metazoa, Arthropoda, Insecta, Diptera, Culicidae. Bases 1 to 6351 code for a protein of 2116 amino acids. Gene Ontology annotation, biological process: DNA integration. The record is from RefSeq and is a predicted model, not a curated record.